AUGUAUGACCGAGCUCCAAGAGUGACCUUCUCGACAGCAACCGACACCUCGUCUGCUGUUGGCCCCGUAUCGUACGAAGUCACCCCGUGGAAGUCUAAAAUAUCAGAUGGCUAUGCUCCCUUCCUGUCCUUGACCAAAAGACAGUCAGCAGUCAAUGAGUCCAGUGAGAGGACACCAGCACCUGGACACUAUGACUCCUCACCUGUCAAGCUAAACAUCCAUGGUGGCUGCAGUCUCCAGCACCGCUCCAAGCGUUUUGAGGAGGUGGUGUCGACGGUUCCGGGCCCCGGGGCCUACAAUGUGCUGCCUGCUUCAGAAAACAAGCUCAGGGCUGUGACGGCUGAUGCAGGACAGGCUGAGAAGCUUGGCAGGAAAGUGGCUAAAAGUCUUCGGCUGGUUCGUCAGUCAGAUAUCCCAUCCAUUCCCUCCCCGGGCCAGGCCUAUGGCUAUGAGGAGGACGCCCUGGGUGUACUCAGCAAGCAACAGCCCCCUCCCAGGGACUCAACCCUGGGGCCAGCGUACUACACUCCAGUGUUGUCAGAGAUGACUUCUGCACAGAAGUAUAAGGGAGUCCACUUUGGCAACAUGACAGGGAAGAGAGGUGAGGUGACAGUGGGGGAGGGACCGGGUCCAGGACACUAUGACCCUCAGAUAGACCUUAAAACGCACUAUGAGAAUAUGAAUCUUCAAAAGGAGCAGAAAAGCAGAGCUGAGCUAAUCAUCCCUCGCUACCAUGAACUGGUGCCCAAGCAAGAGGAAAAGAAGGGAGUUCCUGGUCCAGGCCAGUAUCACAUCAGAAGUCAGUUUGAGAAGCCUGUGAAGUCCAGUGGUAACCUGUCAAAGUUCUCUUGCCCCUUCCUCUCUCAGACUGAGAGGUUUAGUCAUGUGAAAGAAGUGUCGCCCCCUGUUGGUGUAUACAAUGACCCGCGCUGUGCCCUGGAGCUGCUGAAGAAGACCACAGGAGUCAAGAAAAGCCCAUUUGGCAUCACCGCAGUGCGCUUCACUUCCAAAAAAUGCUCCACACCAGGUCCAGGGUCCUACAAUGUGUUCGAACAUGGAUUAGCCCGGGAGAGUUUUAAAAAGGCAUUUUUAGAGAGAACCAGGAAGGGAGGCUUUGGCUCCACUGCUCCACGCAGCUGCAUCUUCCACAACAAGGAAUCAAUAGAGGCCCCAAGUCCAGGACAAUAUGAGGCAGAAAAGAAGACAGAGGAGCACUACAAAAAGCAGAACACUGCGGUUUUCAGAUCAGCCACAGAACGUCUGACUUUAUCACAACUGGCCAAAGAUUCUCCUCCUCCCAACACUUAUAAUGUGAGUCAAACAUUUGGGAAAGCUAAUGGCCGGUCUUACUUACCACCCCAGAGUGAAGGAGCUAAGAGACGUCAGACCUGUUUCCUCUCUGCUGCACCGCGGAAUAAUUUCUUCUUGCCAUGUGACCCCAGUAUACCAGGCCCUGGCCAGUAUAAUGUCAGCGUGAAAUCCUUCCCACAAAUGGCUCUGAUCUCCUCCAGAGAAGAUCGAUUCAAAGUCUCCACGAACACCAACCCUGGACCUGGUGCUCAUCAGCUGAGUCCAGGUAUCAUGAACACAGUAAUGAAAGGCACCUUCAAUGUGACCCUCAGCAACCCUCUGGGUCCCUGCUGCUCCCCCCGUGUGGCCCCUGGCCCCUCAACAAACCACAAGACCUUUAACACUGUCGCACCUAACACCUUCACUGCCACCAGCACUUCUUAG
Chelmon rostratus (copperband butterflyfish) is the source of this 1734-nucleotide messenger RNA. RefSeq names its product sperm-tail PG-rich repeat containing 2 (gene stpg2). NCBI's taxonomy places the organism in Eukaryota, Metazoa, Chordata, Actinopteri, Chaetodontiformes, Chaetodontidae. Bases 1 to 1734 code for a protein of 577 amino acids. The record is from RefSeq and is a predicted model, not a curated record. The transcript has 13 exons.